Molecule: messenger RNA, 5554 nt
Organism: Caenorhabditis auriculariae
Lineage: Eukaryota; Metazoa; Nematoda; Chromadorea; Rhabditida; Rhabditidae
Source: the annotation of a GenBank genome assembly
AUGGUCGGCGAAGGGAAGCCUCCGACGAGUGGAACUUCGCCUGUAGCUCAGGUGAGACCGAAAGGUGCGUUUUAUCAUUAAACUGAAAAAAAGUUCUAUUGAGGGAAAGUCAGAAAAAGAUUUUUUUAAAUUUUAUUUUUUUGUUAUAUGUAAAAAAAUAAGUUAAACGCCGUGCUUGGGACUUAUCGGAUAUUCUUUUUUGGUACCAGAAAUUGGAGAAAAAAAGAAAAAAACUUACCAGGAGAGAAGAAUUCGGCGAAAAUUCAAUAAAAAUUUCUUCAGAGCUUCCUGGUUCUAGAAAAAAAGAAAUUUCUAAGUUUUCAGUGAAAUGAAAAUCCUUAAACCUCGCCAAAUCCUCUAAUUUUUCUUUUCCAUUAGUAUUUUUUUCCUUUCUUAUCGUAAUUUCCCGUCAGAAGAAAGCUAAAUUAUUUUCUCGCAAAGAAAUUAUUUGACAGUUUUUUUGGGAAAUGUGAUGAAAUUCUAGAAAGGCCCUUAAAGUCUUUUGGUUUCUGGUAUAAGCAAAAUCGGAAACUUUUGAAAAUCUGGAGCUAAAUAGUUUUAAAAAAAGGCGUUAGUGAUUUUUAUCUUUAUUCAUUAGUUGACACGAGCUUUGACAUCGCAACUGAAACCGAAAGCUGAAGUUGAAACUUAUUUUUUCAGCAAUAUGGAGUUCAGCCAUUUCCAGUAGAUUACUGAAAGUUAAUAACCCUUUUCAUCAGAAUUCCAACUUGAUAGCGUUUUCCUCACUCCAUAAUUUAAAACAAAUAUUCUUCUUAUUCCGGGUUGAAAAUUUGAAAACUCUGAAAUUGUGAAAAACCUACUUUCAGGGGCACAAUCCGUACUCUCACUCGCACCAUCCGGCAAGUUUCGGCCCGAGCACCACAACCACCAGUGGCCGACCACCGCUCCCCAACAGGUUACUAUACUUGAAGCUUGUUUUUGAAAUGCAUGGGGAUUCUGAUCUAGUCGAGUAUGCCUUUGUUACCGCGAAUAUUUUCUUGGCUAGAAAAAGCUGCCAGUAUUCUUCAGCACGCUUCUGAAGUCUCAGAUGAACUGGAGAUUUUUCUCUGCUGCCAAAAAAAAGCCGAUUUCUCUUCUGACAAUGAUAGCUUUUUUUGAGUUCAAGAAGCCCUGGAACAGUUUAAUCAAAUUACAACCGUGCACUAAAGAGGUCCCCUUGUGAGGCGCCAAAAAUUGACGCUAAGGUUUGGCUUUUGGUGAACAGACUAAAUCGAACAGUUGUUUUUCCGACUGCCAUUUUUCAAGUCGAGCACAACCUGGCUAUCAAGCCUCAAUUUGUUGUUUUUUCGCGUCUCAGGUGCCAAGUGUUGUAUGUAAAAGUGACACGAGAUGCAAAUGUAGCGCCGUUGCGUAACAGCUGUCUUUUCGUGACGGCGCUCGUAGCAGUUCCAGCCGUUAUAUCAUAUAUUCGGUGCAUAAUCCUCGAACCCUCGAGGCAUGCGUCACGUCUUGUUGUUUAGUCUGUCAUGAACUUUUGCUGCAAACUUUACUCGGGUAUCUACUCACCCACUGUUCGUCGUAUCCCUAUCAGCAAGGAUGAGGAUUUUUGGUAUGCUUCCUUAACUUUUGGAGACAUGGUAACUUUUAGCUUUGAGUCGCGACUGCUUGAUCGUAGUUUCGCACUGACAAAAACCAAGAAGGUCUUGCAACGAAAUGUCUUUUCUAGUUGUAAUGCAAACCGUUUUCCUCCUAAAAGCCUGGGUAUUUUCCAGUAGAAAGCUUUUAUUUCAAUCGAAUUAUGUAUUUUGUUGCUUUUAGUCAUAACCUUAAUUGACUAGGCGGUGGACAAGAUGUUUUCAAGUUAUAACGGUCACCCGUUUUUGGCAAACUAGAAGUAGUCGAAAAAAUUGAAAACAUAACUUUAUGGUCCGUCCUUCGCCUAUUUUUUUCGCGCUUGGUUCAUCCAGUUGCGCCUUUAAGAACUCAGAAUGAAUAGGUUUUAGUAACUGGAGCGCGGAGACCUUUUUCUGGGCCGAAGCCUCAAAAUGAGAGCAGCAACUUUGCAUUAGGACUUUACACGGAAUGAAACGACAACUUUUAGCUUUAGAUGAUAUUUUUUUUUGAAUUGGCAAGGCUUUCUGGUCGGAAUUGAAAGAACUUCAUUUUUUUCAAAACAAUAAGUUCAGGAUUCUGUUUCUCUCAAACUUUUAUGCACUUUUCUUCCAGUGUGGUUAUGCCUUUAUGUCAAAAAAAUUUCGCCAGAGCGUUGAGUAAAAUCUUCCAUUUUUCUUCAAGUUUGUACUCUUUUUAUAGAAAAACAUGGUUUUUUUGACCGACAGCUAUGACUUUUCAAUUUCGACUAUUUCAUCUUCUCAUGAAAAACAACAGGCUGUGAAUAAACUUUUUAGAGCGUUUUUUUUCUAGUUAGAUAAAGCUUGAUUUGUACAGAAGUAUUUAGUUAUUUUGGUUGCGUUGUAACAUAAAUAAAAGGUGAGAAAUUACAAGAACUGUGACUAUACCUUUUUCUGCUGAUCCGGAUAAUCUUUUGAUUUAUUUUCGAACUGUUGCUGGGUAUUCAAAAUUGAGUCUUGACCAUUUUCUGAUAGUAAUUGAUUUUUUUCAGUUUUUGGGCAAAGUACUUUGCCAAGAAGUUCCUAUUGUUAUUUAUCAAUUCAUUUUGUUUUCCUUAUGGGCGGCGCGAAAUAGUUAUCUUUUCAUUCCAAGCUGAAUAACCUGAUAAUAAUGGAAAGUAUAGUCUAAUUUCGAAGAGGAAAAUGACUUUUUUCAGCAUGCGAGAAGCACCGUAUCCGUCCGCAGCGACACCUACGGCCCGAGCACCUCAGAACCUGCCGGGCCAGCUGGACCCAGGUAAUCAACUUUGAUUGAAACCGUUUUCACAAAAAUUAUUUCGGAAGAAUAUUCAAAACUUGCACCGCUUAGCUAUGCUGCACGUUAUGCGACCAAAUUUCAGUUUCCAAUGAGAUGAGAGACCUCGUUCAGGUUCGCUGUACGAUCCCUCACGACGACGAGUCAGCAAGAACGGAGCCGGAAGCGCUAAUUCGCUCCUGAAGCAAGCCAUCGCCAACCGUCUCAAGCCGAAUGUCGUCGAGAAGGAGAAUCCAGCGCAAUCGGAUACUUCUCCACCCGAAGCGGCCAAAAUCCGCAGAACCGACUCUGAAAUGGCUAAGAGUUUACUUUUGAAUCCGGCUUGGUAUCGAGACAGCCUUGGAAGAACUGGCUACAAGUCCAAAGAGUGGGAGAAGGCUCUGAAUGCUCAGAAAGACGUCGUCAAGGACAACAAGAAAGCAGCUGGUUCUCCUACUUCCGAAGAUUCAGAGAUAAAGCGCAUCGAUUCUGAUCUACUACUAAACGUGAAGAAAGACGGAAAACAGAAAUCGAAAAAAACCGGCGAGGAAAACCAAAGCUUCGAAGAAAAAAAGACAACUCCUGUUCUUGAAAGAAAACUAUCAAAAGAAGAGAAAAAAGAAGCCAAAAAUAGAGAGAAAGAAGAAAAAAAGAAAGAAAAAGCCGAGAAAAAGGCUAAGAAAGAACUAGAAAAAUUAGAACGCAAACUACGUGAAGCGAAAGCCAAACAUGGAGAUAAAGCUGAGGACAGCGGCAGUACGAGUGAAUCUGGACACGCAGAAAUCAAAAAGCAACAAGUCGAACGGUCGACGGCAGAGGCAACUAUCAAGGUCGAUUCAAGUAAAGAAGGAAGGAAUAAGAAAGAGCGGAAAAGCGAGAAAACGGGCAAAGUUCCUCGAUCUGAUCGGGAAACUGCAGAAAGUCAAGACUCCAAUGAAUCUUCCGACUCAAGCCAGCCAUCACGAAUCACUAUCACGGAAAAAAGAGAAAAUGAUGAGACAAGUAGAAACUACCGUGAGAGAAACCCGAAAAACCGUCAAGCUACCAGAGAGCCUCACUCUACUAACAUUGGAGACAGACGCGACUCUUCCUUCUCGGAGGCUUCUAGAAUAUCUGGAAAUUCUCACAAAAGUGUCAAAUUCAGCGACAAGGUGCAAAUGCGAGAGUUCGAAACGCGGAACAGAGGCUCCAGCGAAGACGAAGAUGAUGAUUUCGAGGCUGAAGACGAUGACGUGGCGAUAAUGAGCGAUGAUGAGAUGUCCAAGCCGGACUCGGAAAGGAGACGUCGACUGGUGAAGCUGCUGCAGAUGCAGCAAGAAGAUGAACGCCACAUGACUCCUCUCAGUCAAGACAUCUACGACGAGGAUCUUGAAGACUUCGAAGAACAAGAAAGACUCGCUCUUCUCGCGAUGCAGCAAGGAUAUCAUCCGAAUCUAUACGACGAUGACAGCUCGUCACAGCGAAGUUAUUACGCAGAAGAUGUUGAAGACAGGUUUUACGUCAACGAAGAUGGCAGCUCGAUUCCACUGGACAAUCUUCCUUAUUCGGUCAGGCAAGCCAUCAUCGCUGAUUUGAAAGGUCGUCGAGGUAUCGACGAGCCUUUGAUGGGCUCCAUGAGCCGACUUCACGGCGGAGGAGAUUCAUCCGAUGGAUCUCUUGUCAGUUAUCCUCAUCUUCCUCGGUCCGCCAGCGGCUACUUCGAACCCAACAUGAACUACUCCUAUCAGGCGGCUUUAUACAAGCAGAAUCCCGCGAGCUACUCCAAUCAAGAAGAACAACCUUCUCAAGCGCCACAAAAAUUCUUGACGAAAAUUGCACAAGCAAACAGUGGGACAAUGCAUGCAAGUUACUAUGAGAAUGAUAUGAGCGGAACACCGAACUUCGUUGGAAGCGACAGAAAUUUUGCGGCUGGAAGUUCUACUUCUCAAUUAACACCGAUCCCAUCGUCUUCUCAAAAUGAAACUCCGAUGACUAGGAAACAAUUCUUCGCGUCAAUGGAUCAAACUUCCCCAUCGACUAGCAGACCUCCCUUUGAAUCUACAAAGCCUACCAAAUCUCAAAAAAAUGUGUCAAAUAGUUCGAGCCAAAGCGACCUUUCUCAUUCGCAUGACGCAGAAGGAAUUGCUGAAAAGGAAAUGCAGAAGAAGUUCGUCGCAAGGUUUGGUCCUGGCCGGAAAGCCCCGAUUGCACGAGAAGAAGAUCCAGCAGAUCCAGAACACAUGGGAAGUCGAGAGAGCGUUCUUUCCAGUGAUUCUCGAGAAUCUGUCGUUUCUGCCGCUUCCAUCAAAGCUGAAAUUCUAGCACGCCGUCAUUUCAACUAUUAACUCCUGCUUGUUUUUUAUUUGGUGAGUUGUGCUUCUGCCGGCUUGCUUUAAAAUAAUAACAGGGCAUUUUCCAAAACGUUAAAAAGUUUUUUUCGUGGCUUUGUAGCUCAUUGAUUUUGAACCAAAGCUGUCUAAGCUUUGGCCAUGAAAUUCUUUAUUUUCACUGCGACUUCAAGACAGAUUCCAAAUAAAAAGAAAAAAAUUGACUUUGUAUAGAAUUUUGUAUGUCUCAAAUUUUUGAACUGAAGCUUUUCUUUUGCAGCACUUCUGACCCGAUAGGCAAGCCGUUGUACGAACGCUACAAUUUCUCCGACAUGGACCGCAACUUGGCGGCUUUGGCGAAACCUCUGUGGGCGGGUACCGAGAAAGAAGACGCCGAACACGACGAAAGCAAUUCUUCUUGA